Messenger RNA from Austrofundulus limnaeus, 1831 nucleotides. RefSeq names its product HtrA serine peptidase 1b (gene htra1b). Gene Ontology annotation, molecular function: protein binding; serine-type endopeptidase activity. Gene Ontology annotation, biological process: programmed cell death; positive regulation of apoptotic process; proteolysis. NCBI's taxonomy places the organism in Eukaryota, Metazoa, Chordata, Actinopteri, Cyprinodontiformes, Rivulidae. The record is from RefSeq and is a predicted model, not a curated record. Gene Ontology annotation, cellular component: extracellular region.
ACCCGCACGGCCCCGCAGCCCACCGUGAAACCAGAGAGGUCCAGUCGGUUCGGUUCUGUUGGGUUUGGCGUCUCGUCACCAUGCAGCCCGGGUUCCUCCUGUGCGUAACAGUCCUGUUCUCCUGCUGGCUGCUGUCCGAUGCGCGGACCGUGGUCCGGCGCUUCGCCCCCAGCUGUCCGGAGCCCUGCGACCGGUCCCGGUGCCCGCAGAUCCCCGCGGACUGCCUGGCCGGGGACGUUCUGGACCGCUGCGGCUGCUGCCCGGUGUGCGCGUCCGGAGAGGGCGAGCCGUGCGGCGGCGCCGGGCUGCAGGACUGCGCCGAGGGGAUGGAGUGCGUCCUGAGCGGSGGCGGCGGCGGCCCGGAGGCGUCCGCCACCGUCAGGAGGAGGGCCAAGGCCGGCGUGUGCGCGUGCAGCAGCUCGGAGCCGGUCUGCGGCAGCGACGGGGUCUCCUACCGGAACAUCUGCGAGCUGAAGCGGGUCAGUAACCGGGCCACGAAGCUGCAGCAGCCGCCCGUCCUCUUCAUCCAGAGAGGAGCCUGCGGCAAAGGUCAGCAGAACCCCGACAGUCUUCGAUACAAGUAUAACUUCAUCGCUGAUGUGGUGGAGAAAAUCGCUCCUGCUGUUGUUCAUAUCGAACUCUUCCGCAAGAUGGUGUUUUCUAAACGGGAGGUGGCCGUGGCCAGUGGUUCUGGGUUUGUUGUCUCUGAGGAUGGACUGAUCGUUACCAACGCUCACGUGGUCGCCAACAAACACAGAGUGAAGGUGGAGCUGAAGAGCGGCGCCACGUUUGAUGCUAAGAUCAAAGAUAUCGACGAGAAGGCUGACAUCGCUCUGAUCAAGAUCGACGUACCGAUGAAGCUGCCGGUCCUGCUGCUCGGUCGCUCUGCAGACCUGCGCCCCGGAGAGUUCGUAGUGGCCAUCGGCAGCCCCUUCUCCCUGCAGAACACCGUCACCACGGGCAUCGUCAGCACCACCCAGAGGGGGGGCAAGGAGCUGGGGCUCCGGAACUCCGACAUGGACUACAUCCAGACGGAUGCCAUCAUUAACUACGGCAACUCAGGAGGACCAUUAGUCAAUCUGGACGGGGAGGUGAUCGGCAUCAACACUCUGAAGGUCACCGCAGGAAUCUCCUUCGCCAUCCCGUCAGACAAGAUCCGACAGUUCCUGGCCGAGUCACAUGACCGGCAGGCCAAAGGUAAAACUUCUCUAAAGAAGAAAUACAUCGGUGUCAGAAUGAUGAGCCUCACUCCAACGCUGGCGAAGGAGCUGAAGGAGCGGCAGGCGGAUUUCCCUGACGUCACCUCGGGAGCGUACGUCAUCGAGGUCAUCAGCCGGACUCCAGCUGAGGCAGCCGGGCUGAAGGAGGGCGACGUCAUCAUCAGCAUCAACAGCGAAGCCGUCGCCUCGGCCAGCGACGUCAGCGCCGCCAUAAAGCGCGACGACAAGCUGCGAACCCUGGUCAGGCGAGGCAACGAGGAYGUCAUCCUCACCGUCGUCCCCGAGGAGAUCGACCCUUGACCUCUCAGCGGCCGAAGAGGUCGACCAAUCACAAACUGGCUCUCGUUACUUCUCAACCAAUCAGGAACAUUUCGAAGUUGGAGGUGGAGCCACUCCUGGAGCUUGUAAUUAUCUUCCUUUCUCAGUUCCUCACAGACUCUGAGGUUUGUUACUGUCGUCGUGUUUAUUCCUCUUUAAUCUGUAUUUACCCGCUGACAUCACUUCCUGUAUAAUCCCUGACAGAGAGGCUCUUUGUUUCUCAAAGCAUUUUUAUCUCUUAGUGUUUCAGGACAAUGCUGCCAAAAAUGGGAAUAAAUUGUUUUUUUUUUUAA